Molecule: messenger RNA, 2341 nt
Organism: Bombus pascuorum
Lineage: Eukaryota; Metazoa; Arthropoda; Insecta; Hymenoptera; Apidae
Product: G-protein coupled receptor Mth2-like
Exons: 5
Coding region: 465-2081 (538 amino acids)
Biological process (GO): cell surface receptor signaling pathway; G protein-coupled receptor signaling pathway
Cellular component (GO): membrane
Molecular function (GO): G protein-coupled receptor activity
Source: RefSeq, a predicted model, not a curated record
UUGGAAGUGGAGACUGAAGCUAUUCCGUAAUACUAUAGUAUUUGGUUGGUACUCGUUCGGCAUUGAGAGGAGCGCGCGCGCGCUCGCGCGUUACGAUCAACAGAGGAUCGAAAAAUACUGAGGGCAGUUAGUCGCGAGCUUUGCGAUUCAUCGGGUGAUCACCACCACAUCAUCGGUAACGUGGACUUUCACGAUCGUGCGAACAACGAUGAUAUUUUAAAGCAUGCUGUUAGCUGGUGUUGAAAAGAAGGAAAAUAAAUAAUUGGAAGAAACUAGGAAAUCGAAAUACACGUACACCUUGCAGAUAAUAGAGAAAGAAGUGGUAGAAAAAAAAUAGUCGGAAGGAAGGGGAAAGGGAAGGGGAUAGGGAAAGGAAAAGGAAAAGGAAGAGAGAAAAGAAAAGAAAGAGAAAGGGGGUGAAAGACAGUGCGGCGCGAUCUUGAGCGCGGGAAGAGGCAAUAACAAUGCAACAUUUUUGUACGAUUAUUCGCGUAAUUUUGUUCAUUCUAAUUUAUCGAUUAACAGAAAUCAAUGGUAAGGAAAUGGAGAGAGAAGAAGAUUCAUUUUGUCGUCCAUUCCCUGAAAUUAUUUUGCAAGGAACUAAGAUCGAUAGAUCCGAGAACGGAAGCUUAGUGCACGAUAAGUUGGUGUAUCCUGCUGGAUUGUAUCGAGUAUUUGAAAAUAAAACAUAUGGAUGCACAUGUAAUUUGCGAGCAUGUUUGAGAAAGUGUUGUAAAAAAGACGAGAUUUUAGGGAAAGGCAUUCGGCCUAACUGUACUCGCUCAUCAAACGGGUUGCCUGCUCCGGUUCUCGUUCUCAAGCAGCAUCAACUCGCUACUGAAAUUAAAGGAAUAUCCCGUAUAGACGAACUGUUUUUUGUCGUGGAGGAUAUGCAGUGUCCCACGAGGUUUAUGCUCGAACCAGAACGUUUCAAAGAUGAUGAGUUCGUCCUGCUACCAAACGGUACCCUCGAAACUACGACCGACAACUAUGCAGCAUGGAAUUACUGUUUCGACUGGCAAGAAUCUUCCAAAAAGGUCGUCGCUCUAAUUUGCUCCUCUAAUUCCUCCAUAGCAAAUGCUUCUUCUGAUCCGGAGGAGUCUUUCGACAUUGGCAUCGUUAUUUCUAUACCGUUCUUUGUCGCGACAUUUUUCGUUUAUGCGAUUAUUCCGGAAUUGAGGAAUCUUUAUGGAAAGACGCUAAUGUGUUAUGUGGCUUGUUUGAUACUCGCCUACUCUUUUCUCGUUUUCGCCAAACUGCAUUACUUAGAAUUUGUCUUCUGCUCCACAAUAGCGUUCAUCAUCCAUUUUUCUUUCCUGGCCAGUUUCUUCUGGUUGAACGUUAUGUGUUUUGAUAUUUGGUGGACUUUUGGAGGUUUCCGAUCUCUACAGGGCAGCGUGAAGCAAAGGGAGCGAAAAAAAUUUUUAAUAUACUCCGUUUACGCUUGGGGUUGCGCAUCGCUACUCACCGGAGUUUGUGCUAUUAUGGACUUUCUUCCUGACAUUCCAGAGCAUUUUAUCAAGCCACAAUUUGGCAGAUUUAAUUGCUGGUUUAUGACUAACAAGGCAAGGGCGAUAUACUUUUACGCGCCAAUAGGCGUUACCGUGUUUUGCAACAUAUGCCUUUUCAUCUCCACGGCGUUGAAGAUCGUGCAACAUAAAAAGGACACUGCUCAACAUCUUAAAAGCAUAGACAGUAGGCGCCACGACGACAAUAAACAAUGGUUCAAUCUAUAUUUGAAACUCUUCAUCGUAAUGGGCAUUAAUUGGUCAAUGGAAAUAAUAUCAUGGCUCUGCAACAAUUCACCAGCUUACAUUUGGUAUCUUACAGAUCUUACCAAUACCUUGCAAGGUGUACUCAUCUUUUUAAUUUUCGUUUGGAAAGAUAAAGUCAAACGACUGUUAUUAAAAAGAUUCAGUUGUCACAGAAGUAACAUUCUUUCAAGAAACUCGACUCGCAGUGCUUGUCAUAGUUCAGCGACGUCUCGUACUUGCACAUUGACGACGACGACACAGUUUCAGGAGAAAAUCGACCCCUAUUCGAAUGAAUCUUCUUCCGACAAAGCAAUCGUUAUGAAUUAACAAGAAUUACGAUUAGCCUGGAAAGAUUUAAAUAUAUGUGUACUUUGAUGUUUGCGCGAUUCAUAAAUACGUAUGGCCCAUGCGACUAUUUUUCGCAAAAACAUCACAAUUUUCUUCGUUUAACUUCAUUCACAUAUCACAUUCGUUACGUUUACAUGAAAAACGUGAGAAAAAUAGUGCAGCGAAUUAUAUUGAAUUGAAAUGAAACAGAACGGAUCGAACAGAAAAGGAACGGAAAUUAAUAAAAAAUAAAAUAAAUC